Podarcis raffonei (Aeolian wall lizard) is the source of this 2028-nucleotide messenger RNA. RefSeq names its product actin beta (gene ACTB). Lineage: Eukaryota; Metazoa; Chordata; Lepidosauria; Squamata; Lacertidae. The record is from RefSeq and is a predicted model, not a curated record. The transcript is spliced from 6 exons. The coding region runs from base 166 to 1293 and encodes 375 amino acids.
GCCGGCCGGGCAGCCGUUAAGCGCCCUCUCUGCUGUGCGGGUCUCUGUUGCGCGCUGGGUGCUCCGCCAAGCUCCCUUUCUUGCCGCCCCCGCCGCUCCUUUUGAAAAAGCCAUCUGCCCCCCCGUUCUCCAGCAAGCAGCCUUGCCACUAGCAAAAAGAUCGCCAUGGAUGAUGAUAUCGCUGCCCUCGUGGUUGACAAUGGCUCCGGAAUGUGCAAAGCCGGUUUUGCCGGGGACGACGCCCCUCGCGCAGUGUUCCCCUCCAUCGUUGGUCGCCCCAGACACCAGGGUGUGAUGGUUGGCAUGGGCCAGAAGGACAGCUAUGUUGGUGAUGAGGCACAGAGUAAAAGAGGCAUCUUGACCCUGAAGUACCCCAUUGAACACGGCAUUGUCACCAACUGGGAUGACAUGGAGAAGAUCUGGCACCACACCUUCUACAACGAGCUGAGAGUCGCCCCAGAAGAGCAUCCUGUGUUGCUGACAGAAGCUCCCCUGAACCCCAAAGCCAACAGAGAAAAGAUGACGCAGAUCAUGUUCGAGACUUUCAACACCCCAGCCAUGUACGUAGCCAUCCAGGCCGUGCUGUCCCUGUACGCCUCCGGCCGCACGACAGGCAUCGUGAUGGACUCUGGCGACGGCGUCACCCACACUGUGCCCAUCUACGAAGGCUACGCCCUGCCCCACGCCAUCCUCCGUCUGGACCUGGCGGGCCGCGACUUGACCGACUACCUCAUGAAGAUCUUGACCGAGAGAGGCUACAGCUUCACCACCACGGCCGAGAGGGAAAUCGUGCGCGACAUCAAAGAGAAGCUCUGCUACGUUGCGCUGGACUUCGAGCAGGAGAUGGCGACCGCGGCAUCCAGUUCCUCCCUGGAGAAGAGCUAUGAGCUUCCUGACGGCCAAGUGAUCACCAUCGGCAACGAGAGGUUCAGAUGCCCAGAAGCCCUCUUCCAGCCCUCUUUCCUGGGUAUGGAAUCCUGCGGCAUCCACGAAACCACCUUCAACUCCAUCAUGAAGUGCGACGUGGACAUCCGUAAAGACCUGUAUGCCAACACCGUCCUGUCCGGCGGCACCACCAUGUACCCAGGCAUCGCUGACAGAAUGCAGAAGGAGAUCACAGCCCUGGCCCCCAGCACAAUGAAAAUCAAGAUCAUUGCUCCACCAGAGCGCAAAUACUCUGUCUGGAUUGGCGGUUCCAUCCUUGCCUCCCUGUCGACCUUCCAGCAGAUGUGGAUCAGCAAGCAGGAGUACGACGAAUCUGGGCCCUCCAUCGUCCACCGCAAAUGCUUCUAAAACAGGACUUAGUUACCAUGAUAACAAUUACCCCCCUUUUUUGACAAAAAACCCCAUUACUGCGCGUUUAAAAAAAGUGAGAGUUGAGAUUGGCAUGGCUUUCUUUGUUUUGGCGCUUGACUCAGGAUAUAAAACUGGAACGAUGAAAAGUUGACGGCAACAGUCUUUUAGAAAAAUAAUAAUUGUGUUGGAGCGAACAUCCCCCCCCCAAAGUUCUGCAAUGCAUCUGAGGACUUUGAUUGUACAUUUGUGUUCUUCCUCUUCCUUCCUUUUUUUUAAAUAGUCAUUCCAAAUAUUGUACCACGCAUUGAGAGGAAGUUAAACCGGCCUCUGCAGAGGCAGCAGCCCAGCUUUUGAAGGAGCAGGAGUACUUUUUGGUCUUGCAGGAAAGUAUUGCUUGUACUUAGAAACCUCCCCCCUCCCAAAUGUAAUCCAACAAGUGUCUUUUCUGUAUCUUGCGCCUUAAAACGAAAAAAACACUUGGUCCUCUUCCAAUUUUUGUUUACUUUUGGCCAUGCAAAAAAACCAAUAAUGAAAUAGAAAGGGGCUGUGUAGGUUUAUCUUCUUCCCAAUCUCUAGAUGUGAAGGUUUACAGUGUACCCCCCUUCCCCCUCCCAGAGCUGGGGGAGCCCUUACCCAAAUUUGGUGCCAGUAUGUAUACGGGGAUAACGGUGGGGGUGAAAACUGUACACUGACUUUAAAAUAAACAGUUCCAAUAAAGAUGCACAUGAUAGA